Messenger RNA from Saccostrea cuccullata (small rock oyster), 708 nucleotides. RefSeq lists its product as uncharacterized. The transcript is spliced from 2 exons. The record is from RefSeq and is a predicted model, not a curated record. The coding region runs from base 193 to 546 and encodes 117 amino acids. NCBI's taxonomy places the organism in Eukaryota, Metazoa, Mollusca, Bivalvia, Ostreida, Ostreidae.
GUCUUGCUAAUUUCUAUUUUACUAGGAAUUUCAGUGGCUUCCUUGGCUUUCUUUACGACUGGCAGUGUUUUCUUUGUUGCAGCACUAAUAACUUGUCUCUAUGUAAAAAGAGAAUUGGCCAGGAAAAAGUAUGGUAAAUAUGAAAUAGACAGCCGUUCCCUUGGUGAAUCAGCUUCUCAAAUCUACACCAGAAUGGAAGAAAACGUGUAUCAGGAAUGUGAGCAGUCAUCAAUUUUCUAUAAUGAUUCAGCUAACUCGAUUUGCCUCAGUCAAUAUGACAGAUCUCAUCUACUCGAAGGAAUGAAAGAAAACAAAGCAAAACCAUCCAUACUGUCUCUCCUGAAGAGGAAAAAUAAAUGUUCUGGGAAAACGGCAAAGCCAGGAUACAUAUACGUAAUUGGAUCACAAGAAAACAUGACAGAAGUGGCUUCUGGAUCUGGAGAAGCACCACUCCGUUUACAAAUAACAGCAGGACCACCCCUUCAACCAAUGCUUCCUCUUCCAUUACCAAGUUCACACAUUGCAAGAGCAACAGUCCAUACAUAAUACUACUAUUGGACUUUUGCAAGAAGCACCGACUUUUACAGUUAGCGGUACACUUUGACAUUUACAUCUGCGUCAUGUAUGGAGAUACAUAAUUGAUAAUGGAUAAGAAAACGUUUCUAGUGGUAAUAGGUAGGGUUUUAGGGACUCUAACAUGAGAAGGCC